This is a messenger RNA of Danio rerio (zebrafish), 4955 nucleotides long. Lineage: Eukaryota; Metazoa; Chordata; Actinopteri; Cypriniformes; Danionidae. The record is from RefSeq and is a predicted model, not a curated record.
UGUAGACUAGUCACGUGACCGACAUUGUCUUAUUUUUUUCCUCACCGAGCGUUCGGUUGAGUGAUACGGGAAUUUGCGCUAUUUACUCGCUAUAAAGUGCUUUGUUUCGUUGACUUCCUCUUUGUUUUAUAUGUACUCGAUCUUCACAUAGAUGCCGGGAUUGAAAUAAGAGCAGGAAAUCUUUUGAGGAAGUGGAGUGACAGCGCCGCUGUAAAUCAAGAUGGCAGGUCUGUCUUUAUAUUUUGAAGAUGGUCAUGAUGAUUUGGAUGACUUUGGAUUCGAUGACUAUGGUUCGGAGUGUGAAGGGAUUCGGAUAACAGCAUUCCUGGAUGCAGGCCAGGAUAAUCUCACCCCUCUGGGCCGGCUGGAGAAAUAUGCUUUCAGUGAAAACGUCUUCAACAGGCAAAUUGUGGCUCGUGGAUUGCUGGAUGUUCUCCGGGAGUUCAGUGCUAAUGAAAAUGACUUCAUCAGUGUCAUGGAAACGGUUGCCAGGAUGUCUGAGGAUGGAGAACCGACAGUGCGAGCAGAGCUAAUGGAACAGGUGCCAAACAUUGCCAUGUUCCUCCAUGAAAAUCGCCCCAAUUUCCCAGAAGCUUUCUCACGGUACCUGGUUCCCAUAGUGGUCCGCUAUCUUACAGAUCCUAAUAAUCAAGUUCGAAAGACGAGCCAGGCUGCUUUGCUGAUACUACUUGAACAAGGUUUGAUGAGUAAACCAGAUAUGGAAGGAAAGGUCUGCCCUGUGCUUCUGGAGCUCACUGAACCCAGUAGUGAAGACGACCUGAAGAUCGAGGCUGUAGCGAUCAUGUGCAAGCUGGUGACCAUGUUGACUAAAGACACGGUGGAACAUCUUUUAUUGCUGCGCUUCUGCGAUCUCUGCAGUGACACCAGAUUAUUUCAGAUCCGCAAGGUAAUGAUGCUCUCAAAUGAUCCAACCUGCCCAUUUAUCAGGUUAGAAAAUGGUCAUUCUCUGGUUCCUGUAUGUACAGUACACUGUAGAAAAUUCCUCAUACAUGCUAAUGUGUACACACAGGAGUCAGACCUAAUAGAACAUGUGGAGGAAGACAAAGACUCGGAUGCAGUUAAAGCAUGUGAAGAGGAGAAGUCUAAAGUCCAGAAUGUAAUUCCUCAGCAGUUGCUGGAUCAGUAUCUGUCUAUGACAGACCCCGCGCGAGCUCAGACCGUGGACACUGAGAUUGCCAAACACUGUGCAUUCAGCCUGCCCGGCGUCGCCCUCACACUGGGCAGACAGAACUGGCACUGCCUCAAAGACACCUAUGAAACUCUCGCAUCAGACGUACAGUGGAAGGUGCGACGGACGCUUGCGUUCUCCAUCCACGAGCUGGCAGUGAUUCUGGGUGAUCAGCUCACCGCAGCUGACCUUGUGCCCAUAUUUAACGGUUUUCUCAAAGACCUCGAUGAGGUGCGGAUAGGAGUCCUCAAACACCUGUAUGAUUUCUUAAAGCUUCUUCAUGCCGAGAAGCGGCGGGAGUAUCUUUAUCAGCUGCAGGAGUUCAUGGUGACCGACAACAGCCGAAACUGGAGAUUUCGCUAUGAACUAGCCGAACAGCUUAUCCUGAUCAUCGAGUUGUACAGCCACAAUGACGUCUAUGACUACCUCAGACAGAUCGCACUUAACCUUUGCUCUGACAAAGUGUCAGAAGUGCGGUGGAUCUCCUACAAACUGGUGGUGGAGAUCCUGCAGAAGUUGUAUUCCUGUGAAGCUCAUGACUUGGGACUUAAUUUCAUUAAUGAGCUCAUUAUGAGGUUCUGCCACAGUCCCAAAUGGGUCGGGCGUCAGGCAUUUGCUUUCAUUUGCCAGGCGGUAGUGGAGGAGGACUGUAUGCCCAUGGACCAGUUUGCCCAGCACCUUCUGCCCAGUCUUCUCAGCCUCUCAUCAGAUCCUGUGCCCAACGUCCGUGUGCUGGUGGCCAAGGCUUUACGGCAGAGCGUGCUGGAAAAACCGUAUUUCAAGGACCCAGACAGCGCUUAUUCGGAUGAGCUGGAGAAGACUCUGUCUGUGCUCCGCAAUGAUGAAGACAGAGACGUGCGCUUUUUCGCCACACUGGAUCCCAACAGAAACAUUAUGGACACCACAGCGUUGAUCUAGCACCUUGUACAAUCCGCACAUGUGAACAAGCACCAGCAGGAACAACACUAAACGGAUUCACAGACGAGCGUUUACAAAUAGGAACUACUGACCAAGACCUUCGCAUACACACACACACACACACACACACACACACUCACACACCGUUUCCUGUCCUAACACAAUCCACAUAAUUAGUAUAUGCAUAUAUUAUGCAUUGUUUUGAUUUAUACACAAAGUGGGCCUCAUUCAUGAAACUAUCUAUGGAACUAUAAGCAAUGAGGUGAUGCAGAUUUACUUUCCAUUGUGGUUUUUAUCCAGUUAGAUGAUUAAAUCAUGAGAUAUUGGAAUUGAAAAUCAAGGAAACUUUUCAUGCGUGAGGCCCACCUAAACUCUCACUCACACAACAACCAUUUCACCUCUCUGAAUGGUGCAAGGUUUCAUUUGCACCUUCGUGGCAGCGUAAGUAUGUGGAUUGUGUCAUUUCUCCUCAUCAAACCGUUCUGAUGCGACCAGCUGCCCCUCCAAAGCAAACUGUACAUUUCUUUUUUCUUUCUUGUGGAUUUCUUAAAGCUAAAGGACUAAGAAGACAAGCAGACUGACACAGUGAAGUGCUACUAACUCAGGGAGACCUGAAUUGUUUUUGUUUUUAAAGCUGCAAUGCCGUAAAGUGGUAUCGAGCUGAGCCCAAGUGAUGAUGCCUCAGAAAUGUUGCUGCGUUCACCAACCUCCUGUUUACCCAACCCUCAGGAUGCACACAGACUGUGGUGGAAAAUGAGUUAUUGCAGCUCAGGAGCCCCCCCCAAAAAAACUCCCUAUCCUUUUUGUAGCUCGUCCUCGUCUUCCCUGAUUGGUGGAGAGCGGUUUUAUUCCUCGCCGUUUUAUUAAUAAAAGGGGCCAGUAUUUUAGAGGCAUGGGAGGUGUUAAACCAGUGCUUUCCAAGCAAACUUUAGAACCACUAGAUGAAACUAUUUAUCAGGCUUUAAAGGAACACUCCACAUUUAUUUUGGAAAUAGGCUCUUUUUACAAGUCAUCUUGAGUUAAACCGUUUCCUAUUUUUAAUUCCAUUCAGCCAAUCUGGCUCUGGUGAGUGCACUUUUAGCUUAGCUUAGCAUAAUUCAUUGAAUCGGAUUAGACCAUUAGCUAUAUGCUCAAAAACAAUUAUACCUUCUGUUCAAAGCUUGACUGUUCUAUAGUUAAUUCGUGUCCUAAGACUGACAGAGAAUCGAAAGUUGAUAUUUUCCUGGUUGAUGGGGUUAUAGGAACUAUACUCUCAUUCUGACCUAAUAGUCAAGUGGCUUUGUUGUCGUACUAUGGCUGCAGCAGGUGGAAUGAUAUCAUGCAGUGUCUGAAAAGAGUCCCCAGCUAGGGAACAGUGCUACAUAAUAUCAUUGCACCUGCUGCAGCCAUGCGACUACAGCAAAGUUCCUUGAUUAUUAGGUCAGAAUGAGAGUAUAGUUCCUAUAACCAUAUCAACCUGGAUAAUAGCAACUUUUCAUUUUCUGUCAGUCUUAUUAAUGGUGAAACUACAGAACAGUCAAGCUUUAAAUAAAUCCUUUAUCCAAACACUUUGAUUUUUGAGCAAUGCUAAUGGUCUAAUCCGAUUCAAUGAUGUAUGCUAAGCUAAGCUAAAGUAAAAGUGCUACCACCAGACCCAUGUUGUGGCUGAAUGGAUUCACAAAUGGUAAAACUCAUCUGUUUUACUCUAAAGUAGAGUGUUGUGUUCCUUUAAGACUACAAUGACAUUUGAUUUGUCAAUUGUGAACUCGACCUGCAGAUGGCGCUGACAGGUUGUCUAAAGCGAGCACACUGUUUAGUCAGAUUUGCACUAGUUAAAUCAAAGCACGCCAUGAUUCCUCUUAUUCCAACAGAUUUGCUUUCAGAUUAAUAAGCUAUUGCGCUCUUGAAGUCGGACCAUCCGUUUUUAUUAAGCAUGGCGGUGCUGCUCUUGGCAUCGAUUAACUCUCUAUUAGAUGCUGAUUGGUUAUCGGCAUGCCUGUUUAACUGUUUAAGUAUUUCAAUUGCGAGACCGGACUUCCAUCAGCAUACAAGGGCAAACUUUGCCAGGAGCACUUUACUGUUCAUUAAGGGUUUAAUGGAAAGAGAAUGACAGGUUCUUUUAUAUAAAUAAUAAUAAUAAUGGUAAUAAUAAAUCUGUUGGAUCGUGAAUUUUUAACAAGGCGACUUUCUUGACCAAACUCAAGUGGUGCUCGGAUCCAGUGCGUUUAUUCUCACAGAUGUGUGUGUAUAUGGAUUAUGUUUAUGGAAUGUGUAAAUGGAAUUGUUUUUAAGAAAAUAUAUUAGGUUUAGUCUAGUUCUGAAAUGCAGCCUGUGAUCAAAUCGCUGAUAUGAUUUUAUUGAUGAUAUCGGCAGGAUUCAAGGCCAGUUUUUGUUCUUUCCCUGUGGCGAAGAUUGAUUUGAGGUUGUAUGAAGGGGGACGUUGUUUUCCUCGUGUUCUCAUGUGUGUUUGUGUGUCUUUUUUGUUUGUCCGAUUGUUUUUCUUCCACUUAUAUGGACCCUGUUAAUAGUAGAUUUAUAUUUUGUUAGAUUAUGUUUUCUCCAAUAGGUUGUUUUGUGUGUGUGUGUGUGUGUGUGAUUUUCCUGAGGCACUGACAUCACUGAUGUCAAAAGCAAAAACCACUUCAUCUGUCUGCGUAUGUACUGAUCUACUGGAAAUGUUACACGAUUAAGAAACAAGCUUUUAAUUUCCCCCCCCAAUCUUUUAUUUUUCUCAUUGUAUCAUGGUUAAAGAUUUUAUAUCCUAACCUUUCAGGUUACAACCUUUGUAAUUUUCUGUGCAUCUCUUUUAAAUACAUUUUAUGUAUUGUUAUUUUUAGUAUUUGUUAAUUAAAAUAAUAUAAAUUUGAAA